CCUCAGUUAUUUGUCUUGUGUUAACGCUACGAAUACUGAGUAUUGCUGUAUUGUUCCUGAUGUUUAUUAAAUGUCAACUUUCUGCGAUAUGCAUCUUUGUUUGGAUCACCGUUACUGCUAACCCGUGACAACUACCAUGACAUUUAUUUAUUUAUUUAUUUACAUGAUGUGUAAUUAUUUUACAGUUAUAUGAUGGUUUUUUUUUUUUUUUUUUUUUUUGCCAUUUUGCCAUAAAUGUGAAUUAGAUGUGCUUUGAAAAUAAUGCUAAAAAAUGAAUAGUCAUUUCAAAUCUGCACACACACACACACACACACACACACACAUUUCAAAGCGUUUACAUUUAAUCCAUUCCUUACACAAAAACAGCUUAUAAAUCACAAGUGAUGUUUUUGUAAAAUAUAAAAAUGCAGAAAGUUUUCUGUUCUGUGAUGGGUAGGUUUAGUGUAUGGGGAUAGAAUAAAUAGUAUACAAAUUAUUAUGUCUAAUGAAAGACCCCAUAAAACAUGGAAAACCAAAAUGUGUGUGUAAGUGUGUGUGUGUGUGUGUGUGUGUGUGUCGUCGGUCCAUCUGAGACAUCCAUGAGACAUUCAUGAGACUCUUCAGAGCAGUAAAGCGUCACUCAGCGUCCAGUUCACUCGAAGUGAACACCAAAUCUGUGGAGAUAAACACCAUUCCUGCCGGGAUUUUACUGCAAGUCGGAAGGAAACUCCAUUCUUUGGAUAUGAAUUUUAAAACCCAAAGAGACUAUGUGCUUUCUCACAACUUUGACAUCAUGUGACACGUCGGACUGCCCAAUGGAGGACACUACAAUACUUAACGCCACAAACAGCCAAGUCAAGAGGAUCCUUCAAGAUCCUCCCGAGCCCAACGUCACGACUCCUGUGAAUGCGUCUGUCCCUUUCCAUCAUCACAUGAACAAUGCGGUGCUGGGGAUCCUCCUCGGCACGCUGUCCCUCCUGACGGUUAUCAUGAACCUGCUGGUCCUUUUUGCCGUCAGAAAGGAACGGACUUUACACACGGUUGGGAACCUCUACAUCGUCAGCCUGUCAGUAGCUGACCUCAUUGUCGGGGCUACAGUCAUGCCCUUGAAUCUGGUCUACCUUCUUGAGGAUGAGUGGAAACUCGGUCAUGUUAUUUGCCAGUUCUGGCUGGUCAUGGACUAUGUGGCAAGCACGGCUUCUAUUUUCAGUUUGUUUAUCCUUUGCUUGGACCGGUACCGCUCCGUACGACACCCUUUACAGUAUCUGAAGUAUCGGACACGAGGGAGAGCCACGUUGUUGAUUUGUAGUGCGUGGCUUCUCUCCAUGACAUGGAUCAUUCCCAUCCUGGGCUGGCGGAUAUUCGCUCGGGUCGACAGGAAGCCAGAACUGGAGAACCUGUGCGACACGGACUUUCGCUUUGUGACGUGGUUCAAAGUUCUGACCGCAAUCCUCAACUUCUACAUCCCUUCCUUUCUGAUGCUUCUGUUCUACUCGCAGAUUUUCAUCGCAGUCCGCGAUCAUUAUAGAGAAUGGGAGAACUUCGCCGGUCCCAUGGUGAAAACAGAAGCAGAUGAUACAUUGGCAAAUGGACUGCAGCUGAAGAUAACCAAUGCCUCGGAGAGAGAGAGGGUCAAUUCUCAAAACGAGGGUCUGCUGGAUCAGUACAGUCUGGAACAGCCGUACAACUCAAGGGACAUUAACGAGGACAACCCCGAUUCCUUGUCUGAGACGAAGAGGAAGAGUUGUUUCAAGAAGAAACCAAUGUUCAGUCUUUCGAAACGCAUGAGAAAGAGUAUACAAGACUCUGAGAUUUCAUUUCAGAGCGAUGAUGGGGAAACUGUCGCCGAAUGCCCGCUGAGACAGCCAUCUUUAUCUCUCGCCUUUCUGCAGACCGAGAACAACACCCAGCCCAAAACCUUUAUAAAUGUGAAUGACUGUAAUGUGUUAGUGCCAAACUCUGUUGGGAACAUUUGUGAGAGCGCGCAGACGGUGGAUAUUCACAAUUACACCUCGGUUCUCUGCAAUCACAACACUCCACCAUCACCACCGUCGCCAUGGGCCGAGAACAGCCCUCCGCUGGACGCCACAGAUGCGCUGCCUGCAAAACAAACAUGGCAGAAGCUCUGCGAACAGUCUAAACAGAGCAUCCACAGCAUGCGCAUCCGAAAGGAGCGGAAAGCCGCCAGGCAGCUGGGCUUCAUCAUUGGUGUCUUUAUGGUGUGCUGGAUCCCGUACUUCAUCACCUUCAUGGUCAUGGCCUUAUGUGAGACUUGUGUCCAUCACGACCUUCAUAUGUUUACCAUUUGGCUAGGGUACAUCAACUCCACUCUCAAUCCCUUCAUAUACCCACUGUGCAAUGAAAACUUCAAAAGGGUGUUCAAAAAGAUCUUUCGUAUUAAUAGAUAAGGAGGCGUGAAAAACUGUUAGCCUCUCUGCUCUAUUGAUGUUUUUUGUGACACGUUGGUAGUUCUGCCAUGCUUGUGAUCUUGUAAGUACAGAGCAAUUUUUGUUAUUUAUUGCUGAGUGUCGGCUUGACGCGUCUGCAAUCUGCAUCAGAUUACAUGAUGAAUUUAUUCAAUCCAGAGUGUUUUAAAACUGGUUGUAUUGAAGCACCUAUAUUGCUUGGAAGACUUUCAGCACUAAAACAACUCUAGAAUGACCAUUUCCAAAGGACAAAGUCCCUCCAGCGGGAGUUCUUCUCUAUAUCAGUGUCAGUGUUUCUGAAACGCCUCCAUCUUGAGUUUUCUUCACAAUAUUCCUCAUUUAAAUAAUUCAUACGCAGAAUAAAGGGGCGGGGCCUGGUUGAGUUAGUUAGUAGUGUGUUGAAACUGGCGGUUAUGGUAAGGGGCGGGACAUUUCCCAAACACCAAUCACAACACACUGCUCCAGCCAACCAAUCAGAGCACAUUGUGCUUUUCAGAAGGAGGGGCUUCAUAGAGACAGGAACUAAACAGGGGUGUGUUUCCCAGCGUAACUUGCUGCUUCACUACCAUAGUACGAUGUUGAACAAAUUCACUAGCUAUAGUCACGACUGUUUCCCGAAACCAUAUUGUCGCAAACCUGUCGUUUAGCCACGAUGGUGAAUGAUGUCACGCAGGUGGUGGAGUAAUAACUUCUUUAAAUAAAUCCGUUUGAGAUUAAUGCUAGAUUUUUUGCUAUAAAUUACGGACAUGGCAUCUGAGGACUACUUCUCGUUUUUCUCAGUUAUUUUGAUUUGUUUCUAGAUUUAAUCAUAGGCUCAUUCUUAUGUGGAUCAUUGACGAAUAAUGUUUUUAAAAGUGUAAAAAAAAAUAAUGGAGAUAUAAUUAAUUUUGAACUUUUAUGAAGUGGUAACAAUGAGAUUAUGUGGUUUUUAUAAUCAGUUAACACUGCUUUCGUCAUUUUUUACAAGAUGGACAAAAUUUGUCACCAAAAAAAGUCAUUUGGUUCAACCAAAAUUUCGGUUUUACUGAAUGACGAUAUUUUCAAACAAUGCUAACAGGCUGAUAUCUAGCUAGCUAGCAAAAGGACAAUCAAACAUUUUAUAUUUAGUACAAGUUUUUAAAAUAUUACAACAUUUUCCAUGUUUUAUAGCGGUUGUACCGAAUGACCUGAUGUUUCGGGACAUGCGUAUGAGCAAGAGAAAACAUGAAUUUUUCAAAUAGUUAAAAGAGAGUUUGUUACUUUGUUUCAUGACCAUGUGGUCCUUUGCAGAUGUCUGAAUGAUGUCACAUCCUGUCACAUGACACUGACCACAUGACUUGAUCCAAAAUGGUCCCUUUAUAUUGGUUACUCCGAAUGACAUCAAUGAAAUUCAUUCUUUCUCAUUACAAAGCAACGACUUCUACACAUAAUUUUAAUACCAUUUUGCACUAUGUUGAUAUAUGAUGUUAUAAAAUCAUGUCAGAAUAAAAAAUAUAUACAUUUAUUACAUUUUAAGAUAUUUUAAUCACAAAUGAAAUGGCUGUAUUGACCUUUGGACGGUUAAACCGAAUGACCUUUUGACAUCUUUAAAAUACCUUUAUAUGUAGCAAAAUAUAAUAAAAACCUUUUGGAUUCAAUUAAAGAGACCUAGUUGUACUACCUUACAUACUUUGGAUGUCAUAUCUUUGUUUUUUAUUAUUAUUAAAAGCUUUGGACAGAAAAAUGACCCGUCACGUCAUUGACCCAUGUACUAGAGCACGUAAUCACAUGCACACUCUUCAAAAACGGUCCUUAAAAUCUCCUAACAAACUAAAAUAUGUAAAUGACAUUUGUAUAUUCAAAAUAAAAGAUAUACAUUGUACUUAAUGUCAGCUUGCUUAUUUUUCUCAAGAUAACAAUUUAUUAAGUCCACGUCAUAAAAACAAGAAACUAUGAUUCUAACCUCAGCUCGAGAGCCGUCGUUCAACCACACAAGUGUGCAAUGUAGUUUGUGAAUGUUUGUUUGAACGAUGGUUUCAGGAAACACCAAAUCUUUGAACAAUGUUAGUAACGACGGAACUUGCGAUGUUAGUUGGCUAAUGAUGCUUUUGGGAAACGCACCCCAGAGCGUUACUGACAGACUGGGAAGAGAGGAGCUGCAACAAUGGAGAAUAUGAGGAAAAUAAUCAACAUUCAAGUUCUAGUAGAGCCCAAAAACAACACUGAACACUGAAAUUCUGUGUGUAUGAUAAUCAAGUAUGUUGGGAAUGGCAUGCUAGGAUGGUCCAUGUAUCCACAGAUUGCCUGUAUAAAUGGAACUCCUGGAUGAUUUACAGUGCAAUGCAUAAAAAAGUACUUAAAUGACAAACAGUGAUGAUUGAAACAAAACUGUAACAUCUAAUGUAACUCAUUAUUUGAUUAAACUGUGAAAUGCAAAGACAUUGAAACAUUUUUAAUACAUUUUUAGACAUAACUGGAUGCCUGAACAAUGUAAGACUGAGGUCAUGUGAAACACUGCCUCUGUAUCACAGAAAAAAAACAUGCAAUAAA
Molecule: messenger RNA, 4913 nt
Organism: Ctenopharyngodon idella (grass carp)
Lineage: Eukaryota; Metazoa; Chordata; Actinopteri; Cypriniformes; Xenocyprididae
Gene: hrh1
Product: histamine receptor H1
Exons: 2
Coding region: 747-2387 (546 amino acids)
Biological process (GO): adenylate cyclase-activating adrenergic receptor signaling pathway; regulation of vascular permeability; positive regulation of vasoconstriction
Cellular component (GO): membrane
Molecular function (GO): histamine receptor activity
Source: RefSeq, a predicted model, not a curated record